Brassica napus (rape) is the source of this 2803-nucleotide messenger RNA. Its product is annotated as pentatricopeptide repeat-containing protein At4g18840. Gene Ontology annotation, molecular function: RNA binding; protein binding. The record is from RefSeq and is a predicted model, not a curated record. The transcript has 2 exons. Bases 161 to 1771 code for a protein of 536 amino acids. NCBI's taxonomy places the organism in Eukaryota, Viridiplantae, Streptophyta, Magnoliopsida, Brassicales, Brassicaceae. Gene Ontology annotation, biological process: RNA modification.
ACGUCAAUAGAGAGCUGCAACGUCAUCCCUCUUCAUCCUCAUCCCAACAUAUCCUGAGCAGAAACAAGGAACUUGACUUACAUUUAUGACAGUAUUAAUACAUCAACUUGCGGUUUAAACUCGUUAUUGCAGAGUGAGGAAGAAGGGAACAACGAGAGACAUGACUACUAGUUGUUGUUCCUCAACUCCACUGCCGAUUCUGACAUUCACAGAGAGAGCCAAAUCUCUCUCAGAGAUCCAACAAGCCCACGCCUUUAUGCUCAAAACCGGCCUCUCCCGCGACACGUUCUCCGCGAGCAAACUCAUCGCCUACGCCGUCGCGAACCCAGAACCCAAAACCGUCUCUUACGCUCACUCCAUCCUCAACCGCAUCGAUACCCCCAACGUCUUCACUCACAACUCCCUCAUCAGAGCCUACGCCAACAGCUCCACCCCGGAGAUCGCUCUGACCGCGUUUCGCGAGAUGCUCCUCGGCCCUGUGGCUCCGGAUAAGUACAGCUUCACGUUCGCGUUGAAAGCGUGCGCUGCGUUUCGCGGGGUUGAGGAAGGAAGGCAGAUCCACGGUCAUUUCUUGAAGUCUGGUUUGGAUUCGGAUGUGUUUGUGGAGAAUACUUUGGUUAAUGUGUAUGCGAGGAGCGGGUGGUUUGAGGUUGCGCGUAAGGUGCUCGAUGAAAUGCCUGAGAGAGACGUUGUUUCGUGGAACUCGUUGUUGAGUGCUUUUGUGGAGAAGGGUUUGGUGGAGGAAGCGAGGGAGUUGUUUGAUGAGAUGGAAGAGAGGAAUGUCGAGUCUUGGAACUUUAUGGUUUCUUGUUACGCGGCGGCGGGGUUGGUUGAGGAGGCGAGAGAGUGUUUUGAUGAGAUGCCUGUGAAGGAUUUGGUUUCUUGGAACGCGAUGGUGAGUGGUUACGCGCGUGCGGGUUGUUACGGAGAAGCGUUGGAGGUUUUUAAUGAGAUGCUUAAGAGUUGUGCCGAGGAGCCUGAUGGUUUUACUUUUGUUAGUGUUUUGUCUGCGUGUGCUAAUCUUGGAUCGUUGAGUCAAGGUGAAUGGGUGCGUGUUUAUAUCGACAAGCAUGGGGUUGAGAUUGAUGGGUUUUUAGCAACGGCUCUUGUGGAUAUGUAUUCGAAGUGCGGGAGGAUUGAUAAGGCUGUUGAAGUGUUUAGAAGUGCUUCGAAGAAAGAUGUGAGUACAUGGAACUCGAUGAUCACGGGUUUAAGCGUUCACGGUCUUGGGAACGAUGCUUUGGGGAUCUUCUCAGAGAUGGUUUACGAAGGUUUUAAACCGAACAGUGUCACUUUUAUCGCUGUUCUGUCUGCAUGCAAUCAUGUGGGUUUGUUAGACCAAGCUCGCAAACUCUUUGAAACGAUGGGUAGUGUUUACGGGGUUGAGCCGAGUAUUGAACACUAUGGUUGUAUGGUGGAUUUGCUUGGUCGGUUGGGGAGAUUCGAGGAAGCUGAAGAGCUUGUGAACAAGGUUCCACCAGAUGAGGCUUCGGUGCUGUUGGAAUCUCUUCUUGGUGCUUGUAAAAGGUUUGGUCGAACGGAACAAGCGGAGAGCCUGGCGAAUCGGUUAUUGGAAUUGAAUCCAGGGGAGACUUCUGGUUAUGUUCAGAUGUCAAACUUGUAUGCUUCUAAUGGAAGGUGGGAUGAGGUUACGGAGGUGAGAAGAAAGAUGAGAGCAGAAAGAGUAAACAAGAAGCCUGGAUGUAGCAUGAUUGAAGUUGAUGGUGUUGUCCAUGAGUUCUUAGCUGGUGAAGGACUAAUAAACGAUUAAAACUCGGUUUCAAGUCAGAAGAACCACUCAACUUUGAAAACCAAGAAACAGGAUGAGCACGAGACAACCCAUAAGAAGAAGAAGAAGAAACAGGUCUCUUUCUUCCCCAUCUCAUCAUCAUUCCAGACGAUCCAAGAAUUUGAAAAAGUUUUUGAGCUUUCUUUUUCUACCGGGGGUUUCUUAGGAUAGACUAUAAAACAAUAUGAUAAAAAUGUAAGGGGUAUAUAUCUAGAGCUUACUGUUGUAAUAUGGUUAGGUCGUUGUGUUUAAUAGGCAGAUGGAAUACGUUGUCUUAAUGAGUAAAUGGGUAAAAGCUAGUUGCAGUUUGAAUAAAAAAAAGAGAGAACCAAAGCUGCCUGAAGAAUCCUGUGACCACUUUUGGCCUAAGAAAAGUUUUGGAUUUAUCGGUUCUGUAAUCUAUGGGUAUGUAUUGGAAUUUAUACCGAAGUAGGGGACCAGCUUUAUCAAUCAAAAACCAAACUUCAUUGAUGGCAAAGACUUAGGCUCUCUCUUCAAGACUUAGGCUCUCUCUUCAUUCUAAGUAACGUGACAGACCCAAGAACCACAAGAAUCAUCCUAUCUUUUAGUUUGUAGUAGCUGUCUCAACACUGAGGUCUUGGCUCAUAGAAUCUAUUGCCCUUUGCAAUGGUUACAUUCACAUGACUAUAACGAUAUGAUUGAUAUCGGUCCCGGUCUCUCCUGGUCCUAGACCGAGAGAGAUUUUAAUCACGAAGAAGGUAAAGUUGAUGGAUUCAGGGUUAUCUGAAAGGUAGAGAUUUUGUGAAGUUGAUGUGGUCCUGAUUUUAGAAGAACAGCUUAAAUCUUUCCAUAUGGAUAUAUCACCUACCUUGAGGGUAUGGUUUGUGUCAUCCACCACCUACUUGUUCAUAAUUUGUAUUUGAUUCUUCUAUAUAGUGUACUAAAUGGGGAUAGAGGUGUUUUUUAAUUAUUUACAUAAGUUUCAUGUCGCUCUUAUAUUGUAAAGACUUGCCAUUGAAGCAUUAGCAAAUUUGCCAAUUUCAGGCUCUUCUA